GUCAGCCUCCACUCCCCUGAGUACGACAGAGCCACCAACCUAUUCUCCAAGCUCCUCUGUUACUACCACCACUUCUGGUACCACCAGCUCAUCCACGUCAGCCUCCACUCCUCUGAGUACGACAGAGCCACCAACCUAUUCUCCAAGCUCCUCUGUUACUACCACCACUUCUGGUACCACCACUUCAUCCAUGUCAGCCUCCACUCCCCUGAGUACGACAGAGCCACCAACCUAUUCUCCAAGCUCCUCUGUUACUACCACCACUUCUGGUACCACCACUUCAUCCACGUCAGCCUCCACUCCUCUGAGUACGACAGAGCCACCAACCUAUUCUCCAAGCUCCUCUGUUACUACCACCACUUCUGGUACCACCACUUCAUCCAUGUCAGCCUCCACUCCUCUGAGUACAACAGAGCCACCAACCUAUUCUCCAAGCUCCUCUGCAACAACCACCGCUUCAUCAACAUCAGUGUCCACUCCAUCUACAACACCGCAGACAACGCCCACAGUUCCACCUUUAGGUCGGGCUAUCUGCAGUGCAUCAGGGGACCCACAUUAUAAUACCUUUGACCAGAAGGUUCACCAUUUCAUGGGCACCUGCACCUACACCCUUUCCAAAGUCUGCAAUGCCUCUACUGGGCUUCUUCCUUUUGCUGUGUCCACGACCAAUGAGCACCGAGGCUCCAACACCAAAGUUUCUUAUGUAAAGUCAGUGCACGUGGAGGUCUAUGACAAUCAGAUUUCUCUUCUGAAGAACAGGAAAGUGAAUGUGAAUGGCAGAAGGGUGAAUCUGCCUGUGUUCAUUGGAAGCAAAAUCAAGAUCCUAAGCAUUGGCGGCUAUAUUCACCUGGAAACCGAUUUUGGACUCUGGGUCAGAUUUGAUGGAAAUCACUAUGCAGAAGUCUCAGUGCCCUCUAAUUACCAGGGCCAGCUUUGUGGCCUCUGCGGCAAUUACAACAAUAAUCCAGGUGAUGACAACAUAAAGCCCGACGGUUACGCUGCGCGAGAUUCCACAGAACUUGGAGACAGUUGGGUAGUGCCAGAGAACAACACCGUAUGCUCCAGUGAUCCUCCCGGGACCUGUGACCCCAAGCUGGAGAGCGAAGUGAAGAAGAACACGGCUUGUGGCAUGAUCUCCGAUCCAGCAGGUGUCUUCAAGGACUGUCAUGCCAAGGUGAAUUGGGAGAAUUUCUUUAGUAACUGUGUCUAUGACAUGUGUCUCACUGGAGGGCAGGCAAUGUCCUUGUGCUACGGGCUGCAGGCCUACGCUGAGGCGUGUUCAAGCGCUGGGAUCUGCAUCAAGUGGAGGAGUGCUACACUUUGCCCAAUAACCUGUCCGGCACACAGCCAGUAUGAGAGCUGCAAUACCGUGUGUCCGCUCACCUGCUUGACUCCCUCCACACUCAGCUCUUGCAGCUCCUCACCGAUGGAAGGCUGUUUCUGCAGUGAGGGCUAUCUUCUGAGUGGAGACAAAUGCGUGCCCCAGGAGAGCUGCGGUUGCAUCGAUGCUGAUAAGAAGUAUCAUCAGCUGGGUGAAAGCUGGUUUACCCAUGAGACCUGCACUGAGCGCUGCACCUGCAACAACAACAGCGACAUCACGUGUGUAGCCUGGAAAUGCGGCAUAAAGGAGAACUGCAACGUACAGGAUGGGGUCCUGGGCUGCCAUGCCUCUGGGAGCGCAUCGUGUCAGGUGGUAGGUGACCCCCACUAUUUCACCUUCGACAAAACAAUGCUCACCUUCUUGGGCACCUGCACCUACACCCUGGUUGAAACCUGCAACAACAACAGCGUCGUUCCAGUGACCAUCAGAGGCAAAAAUGAAGACAGGGGACAGAGAGGUGCCACGUACCUCAAAGAAGUCUACAUCGAUGUGUAUGACAACCGAAUCACCCUCCAGAAAAGCAGGAGCAUCCUGCUCAACAAGGAGAGAGUCUACGCUCCGGUGAAGAACCGAAUGCGAGGCGUGUCCAUUGGCAAUGUGGGGUUGUACGUGGUGGUGGAAACCGACUUCGGGCUGGUGGUGAAAUACGAUGGAGACCAUCACUUGGAAAUCAGUCUCCCGGACUCUUACUUCUCAAAGGUGUGUGGCAUGUGCGGCAACUACAACGGCAGGAAGGAUGAUGACCUGCUCAUGCCCAAUCAUCUGCAGGCGAGUAACGUUGCGCAGUUUGGAAACAGCUGGAAAGUGGAAGCCGACAGCGAACGAGGCUGCUUACCAGACAAAGGAGACGAGCCUAACCCUCCCUGCACUGCUGGUGCCAGACCAAACAUGGAAAAGCAGUGCAAUGCCUUGAUGUCAGACCCCUUCAAGCGGUGCCAUCACCUGGUUGAUCCCGAGCUCUUCAUCAAGACCUGCGUCUACGACAUGUGCAAGUAUGGUGGCAUGAAGUCCACCCUCUGCGACAUCGUUCAGGCUUAUGUGGACACCUGCAAGAAAGACGGGGAGAGCAUCAUGUGGAGGAACGGCACGUUCUGCCCAUUACCUUGCCCCUCGCACAGCCACUACACUGCCUGCGCUCCUCUCUGCCCGGCCACCUGCAACGACAUUUUUGCGCCCACCCUGUGUGAGAAGCCGGGCGAGUGCACAGAAGGCUGCGUGUGCAACAAUGGCUACGUGCUCAGCAAUGACCGCUGCGUGCCGCUGAGGGACUGCGGCUGCAGGGACAACAAGGACAACUACUACAGCGUCGGGGACAGCUGGGUAACCAAACACUGCGGUCAGAAAUGCCGCUGCCGCAACGGAAAUGUCAUCACGUGUCAGGACUACACCUGUGAGAUUGGCUCGGUUUGCACCCUCCACAACGGGAACUACAAAUGUAAACCAACAGGUUUUGGGAAGUGCCUGGUCACCGGGGACCCGCACUACCUGACGUUUGACGGCUUGUGGCACCACUUCCAAGGCAAGUCCACAUACGUUCUGGCUCAGACCGUCCCCGAAGUCCCCAGCCACCUGCCGCCGUUCAGCAUUGAAGGCAAGAACCAGCUUCUGCCUCGAAGUCGACGCAUCACCUUCCUCAAGGAGGUCCGGGUCGACGUUUACAACCACACCGUGAUGUUCAAGCAGAGGAAGAGGCUCGUGCUGGACGGAGUGAGCGCUAUCCCCCCUGCCCGUCCUCACGAGGGUAUCCAGAUAUUCCAGAGAGCAACGAGAAUUUAUAUGCAGACAGAUUUUGGCUUAUCCAUUAGCUAUGACGGCUCUGAAAACUUAGACAUCACCCUGGCCAACACCUACAAGAACAAAGUCGAAGGCCUGUGCGGUAAUUUUGAUAACAAGUACAGGAACGACUUCACCAAGCCUGACGGCUCCCGGGUGAGGAACGUGAACGUGUUUGGGGAGAGCUGGAAGGUCCCCGUCGAGAGAUCGGCCCAUCGGCUCAGGCGAGCUGCAGAUGACGAACUGGACGAUGCCGAGCUGGAAACCGGGUUCCUCAGCGAGUGCUCGGAAAGCCAGCUGCUCCAAGUCAACGCCACUUCCAACUGCUGGGUCCUGAUGGAUCCAGACGGCCCCUUCCAAGGGUGUCACGCCAAUGUCUCAGCAGACUUCUUCCUGCAGAACUGCCUGUAUGACAUGUGCGUGGAGCCCAACAACAACGAGAUGCUGUGUCGGGACGUGGAGCAGUACGUGCUGGUGUGUCAGGAGAGGGGCAUCGCCGUGCAGAACUGGAGGGAGCGGACGUCCUGUGCUCCGCAGUGUCCCCCCAACAGCACGUACAGCAUAUGCACGUCUGCCUGCCCCGUUUCCUGCGGCAACCUGGCAGCUGCCUCGGAGUGCGACCUGCCCUGCGUCGAAGGCUGCGAGUGCCUGCCCGGAUACAUCCUCAGCGGCUUUGACUGCGUGCCCUACAAAGAGUGCGGCUGCACCUUCCUCAACCAGUACUACAAGGUUGGAGAGAUGUUCAUGACUGAGGACUGCUCUCAGACCUGCGUGUGCACGGAAAGCUCCAGCGUCUCCUGCCUCCCAGAACCAUGUGGCUCCGAGACGGUCUGCGGCGUGGCCAACUUGACCCGUGGAUGCUACCGGAAUUCUCUGUGUCUACACAACCCCUGCCAGAACGACGGGAUAUGUGUUCCCAGCAACAGCAAUUCCAGCUUCAGCUGCAUCUGUCCUGACCCAUACAUGGGGACUCUCUGUGAGAAAGACCGGAUAGACACCCCGGUCAUCUCUGACAACCCCCUGGUCUACAUCAUCGUGGGCGUCGCUGCGGGUGUUGUUGUGCUGGCGCUGAUCAUCUCCCUGGUGCUCUGGGGAUACCGAAGGAAGAGGCAGGAUCAAUCGAGAUUAGCCAGUCAAAGGUCUUGGUCCUUGAACUACUCAACAGAUGCACUAGACCAAGGCAUGGGACAGCAAGACCUUGGCUUUGUGGUCAACACAGCAUUUGAUCAGAGAGAAAAUCAACCGCACCACUCCUAGCGACCUGCUUCCCUUCUGACUGUUGUCCCUUUUCCAGCUCAUGAUUUCCCCCAACCCUUGCCUAGAAUAAUAUUUACUAAUAAAACCC
Molecule: messenger RNA, 4499 nt
Organism: Alligator sinensis (Chinese alligator)
Lineage: Eukaryota; Metazoa; Chordata; Crocodylia; Alligatoridae
Product: zonadhesin-like
Exons: 24
Coding region: 191-4411 (1406 amino acids)
Molecular function (GO): protein binding
Source: RefSeq, a predicted model, not a curated record